This is a messenger RNA of Copidosoma floridanum, 1192 nucleotides long. RefSeq lists its product as uncharacterized. Lineage: Eukaryota; Metazoa; Arthropoda; Insecta; Hymenoptera; Encyrtidae. Gene Ontology annotation, biological process: sensory perception of smell; detection of chemical stimulus involved in sensory perception of smell. Gene Ontology annotation, cellular component: plasma membrane. Gene Ontology annotation, molecular function: odorant binding; olfactory receptor activity. The record is from RefSeq and is a predicted model, not a curated record.
AUGGAUUUUCACAAGAGCCGGUAUUUCAGCAUAAACAAAAGAAUGCUUAAAUGCAUGGGCCUAUGGCCGUAUCAGAGCAGUCUCACGAAGAUUGUAAUCCACACUUGUACCACCGUAAUUUUCAUCAUUUUGUUUAUACCCCAAAUCUGUUGUUUUAGUAUGCACAUAGGCCACAACGGAGACAAAACAAUGCAAGCGGCCGCAGUGACAAUCUACAUAUUUGUGAUAUUUUUAAAAUCAAUAGCAGUGAUGAUGGCAGAGAAUAAGACACGCAAGAUGUACGAGAAUAUUGUUGAUAACUGGAAGUUGUUGAAAAACGAGGAUGAGUUUAAUACGAUGAAGGAACACUCGGAGUUCGGGAAAUUGUUGACGAUCGGAUACAUUGCCUACAUGUAUUCAGCGGGGACGUUUUUCGUUACCGUGCCAUUCGUCCCAAUUUGCAUAGAUUACGUAUUCCCGACCAACAGCACCAGGAUUCGAAUCUUCAUAUUGGACGGGGAAUACGGGGUAGAUAAAUUCGACAAUUACGGAAAAAUCUACAUUUUCGAGAGUUUCACCUGUAUAUCGACGACUUUUAUUUUUUGCGCUCUGGAUACGACCUACUCCACCUGCGUUCAACAAUGCGUUGGGCUGAUGGAUGUGGUCAAGAUGCGCUUGAAAUUGGCCACGAAGCGGGACCGUUCAAACGAAGACGGCAACUAUCACGCGAUGAGAGAAUGCAUCAUAUUGCACAAAAAUGCCUUACAUUUUGCAAAAGUACUCGAGUCUUCGUAUUCUACGAACUUUUUAAUUGUAAUGGCAACAAAUGUCCUCAUUGUCAGCGUUGGUUCCGUAGUGAUAAUUAUGAAUUUAAAUAGACCUCUGGAGUUGAUAAGAUUUGGCUUGAUUUACAUAGGGCUUUUCAUACACAUGUUUUACCUUAGUUGGCCCGGCCAGCGUUUGGUCAACAUUGGCAAUCAGCUUUACGAGGACACGUACAACAACGACUGGUACCAGUGUUCGAUAGAAACGCAGAAACUCUUGAGAUUCAUGAUGAUGCGGUGCAAAGAGCCGUGCCAUUUGACAGCUGGUGGACUGUACGUCAUGAACAUGGCCAAUUUCGGAUCGCUUCUCAAGACUUCGAUGUCAUACAUCACGGUGUUUUCUUCGUACAGAUAAAGUAUAUAAACUCUGGAGGACAACAGUAUUCGAG